AUCACCUGUUUCCACAUUUUGCUUUUCCUUAUCCAUUUCCUCGGUCUCCCCAGCCUUUUGGGGAGAGCUGUUGACAUCCAUUGGAUCAGCUCACAGGUCCUCUGAAAGAUAGAUGCAACUCUGCAGGACAGACAAACGACAGUGGCCAUGGAGACGAUUCAUAGCAGCUCCCUGCCUUCCCACCAUGAUGACCUGGAGGCUUUUCCUGACAAGACCCUGGAGACCUGGGACAUCGUGGUGCUCGUCCUCUAUUUCGUAUUUGUCCUAGCUGUAGGACUUUGGUCUAUGUGGAGGACCAAGAGAGACACCGUUAAAGGCUAUUUCCUCGCUGGAGGGGACAUGGCAUGGUGGCCGGUGGGAGCUUCUCUCUUUGCCAGUAACAUAGGAAGUGGGCAUUUCAUUGGCCUGGCUGGGUCAGGAGCAGCUGUGGGGAUUUCUGUAACAGCUUAUGAGUUUAAUGGGAUCUUCUCUGUGCUGAUGCUGGGCUGGAUCUUUCUUCCUAUCUACAUUGCUGGAAGAGUCACCACCAUGCCAGAGUACUUACGGAAGAGAUUUGGAGGCAAACGGAUUCCCUUGUUCUUGGCUGUUCUCUAUUUAUUUAUCUAUAUCUUCACCAAAAUCUCGGUGGACAUGUAUGCAGGUGCCAUCUUUAUCCAGCAGUCCUUACACUUGGAUUUGUACCUUGCAGUAGUGGGGCUGUUGGCAAUUACAGCUCUAUAUACAGUGGCAGGUGGCCUGGCAGCUGUGAUCUACACAGAUGCUCUGCAGACUGUUAUCAUGCUGGGAGGAGCCUUCACUCUAAUGGGAUACAGUUUUGCUGCAGUUGGUGGUAUGGAAGGGCUGAAGGACAAAUACUUCACAGCUGUAGCCAGCAAUCGGAGUGCAAAUAACAGCUGUGGGUUGCCUAGAGAUGAUGCUUUCCAUAUUUUCCGAGACCCUGUAAAUUCGGAUCUCCCCUGGCCAGGAAUCCUUCUUGGAAUGUCAGUUCCUUCACUUUGGUACUGGUGUACUGAUCAGGUGAUUGUCCAACGGUCUCUUGCUGCCAGAAAUCUUUCCCACGCCAAGGGGGGCUCGCUGAUGGCCGCAUACCUGAAGGUGCUGCCUCUCUUCCUGAUGGUGAUGCCUGGCAUGGUCAGCCGAGUUCUCUUCCCAGAUUUGGUUGCUUGUGCUACUCCUGAGAUCUGCCAGAAAAUCUGUGGCAACUCUGCUGGAUGCUCUGAUAUUGCUUAUCCCAAACUUGUCCUGGAGCUCCUGCCCUUAGGGCUCCGGGGACUGAUGAUGUCCGUGAUGGUGGCUGCACUGAUGUCUUCCCUCACCUCCAUCUUUAAUAGUUCCAGUACCAUCUUCACUAUGGAUCUCUGGCUUCAUUUUCGGCCCAAAUCUUCCGAAUGGGAACUCAUGAUUGUGGGCAGAUUGUUUGUGCUGCUGCUGGUUGUGGUGUCCAUCCUCUGGAUCCCGUUGGUACAGGCAAGCCAAGGUGGCCAGCUCUUCAUUUAUAUCCAGUCCAUCAGCUCUUACCUGCAGCCUCCAGUGGCCAUUGUUUUCAUCUUGGGCUGUUUCUGGAAGCGAACGAAUGAAAAGGGGGCCUUCUGGGGUCUGCUGGUGGGCCUGUCCAUAGGCAUGAUCCGGCUGGUGCUGGACUUCAUCUAUGUGCAGCCCCGAUGUGACCAGGUUGAUGAGCGUCCAGGUGUGGUGAGGUACAUUCACUACCUCUACUUCUCCAUGAUCCUGUCCAUCAUCACACUGGUCACUGUGGUCACAGUGAGUUGGUUCACAGAGCCGCCUUCUAAAGAGAUGGUCAGUCGUUUGACCUGGUUCACUCGCCACGAUGCCUGGAUCCAAGAGGAACAGGUAGUAGCAGACCCAGUACCGCUGAGCACCUCGAAGAGUGUCACCCCAGAGGGCAGAAGCACCAGCGCCAACUUGGAGAUCUCCCACGAUACUGUUUGUAAACCUCAGAGCUGCAAUGUUACUGCAAAAUCAUCCAAAGUGAAGAAAGCCAUCAUUUGGCUCUGUGGAAUGGACAGCAAGACUAAUGAAACAUCGAUGAAGAAACCUGAACCUAUUGUGGCUUCCUUAGAAGAAAAUUCUCUUGUCAGAAGGAUUCUGGAUAUCAACCUAAUCAUCUGUAUCAGCACUGCCAUUUUCCUCUGGGCCUACUUUGCCUAAGGAUGGCUUUGGGGGAUGGAAGGGAAAGACUGUUAGCUGAAUUUCAAGGUUUUACUCUUCCUAAUUUUCUGAUUCAUGAAAACAAAACAGUUGGUGACUUAGAAUUUAUUUUGUUUUUUUAAAAACCACUGUGGUGUCAGUUUUUUCUAGACCUUCAAUACAAAUGAAUUUUAGGUCUGCGUUUCUGUGAGAGAAGAGGCAAAAAGAUAUGAGGGGAUGACAAGCUGUCUUCAUUUCUAAAAUCCUUUGCUAGAAAAAUUCACAUAGCUCAGCGAUUUGAGAGAUUUUAAAUGACAGACAAAAAAUCCAUUGCUGUUAUUUAUCCUUGCUCUGUUAAAGGAUGCCCAUGAAUUGGGUAUGAAAUGAGAUGGAGCUUUGCUAAGUGAAGGGGUUAGUGAACACUAUAUUGUAUUUAUGCUUUACCCAUUUUACUUUUAUUGCUUACUGAGACAUAGUGAGCUGGCCUUGGAGCCAAGAAACCUGAAUUCAAGUCUUGCCUGAUACAUAAUGGCUAUUAUUUGAGGCCUCUCACUUAAUAAAGCAACUCUAAGACAAUAAAUCAUAGAGAAGGUGGCAAGAAGGGAACUUACUCAUUUGGGGAAUAUAUAUUAAUGAAAUUAUAAAUGCAGUCCUUAAUCAGAAAAUCCACUUCUGUUCCUGUCUUUGGGCAUCAUUUCCCUUCUCUGGGUUUUGUCUUCCUCAUUUAUAAGAUAGUGUGUAUACAUGAGAGGGAGUAAAGGAGGAAAGAAGAUUGGAUUAGAUGAUUAUAAGGGUCCUUUUCCCAGCUCUAAUAUUCUUAGGCUCUGUGGAUUAUACUAUGGGUCUUCUUCAGUAAGCCUUCUUGACCAGGUAGGCUUAAAUAGAAUCUGAGGAAUUGAUGGAGAAUGGACUCUACCUGACUACAACUAAGAAAGAUGCUAUGGAACCUGUAGAUGUCUCCUGACUGAAGAGACGUUAACCUACAGAACCUCUUUCCCUCACCCUCAAGGGGAAAAAAAAGGCAUCUUUGGAUGACAAAGAUCCAGUUCCAUACCCCCUAUAAAAUGUUUACUAUAAGAUGGCCAAUCCCUCUACUAUUGGGCUAUAUCCUUAAUUAAUCUAACGAUGAGCCACUGUUAGUCUGAACAUAUUCCCUACUUAAAUAGCAAAAAAACUUCUUCCUCUUUCUUAAUUGCUUUGGGGUAGGGGAGAAGAGAGACAGACAGGCAGGCAGGCAGAGAGACAGACAGAGAGUGAGUGAGUGUGUGUUCAGGCCCUUUUCCUCUUCAGAAAGCUCAUAAUGUAUAAAUUACUUGUUUAUGUUCAUAUUUAUAUUGUAUCCCUUGGCCCAUUUGUGAAAAAGAACCUGUUGAGACUUUCUCCCUUUUCCAGUCUCAUCCGUAUAUGUUCUGUGACAUUUAAAUAAAAUCAUUACCAGCUCACA
Gracilinanus agilis (Agile Gracile Mouse Opossum) is the source of this 3592-nucleotide messenger RNA. RefSeq names its product solute carrier family 5 member 11 (gene SLC5A11). The coding region runs from base 148 to 2169 and encodes 673 amino acids. NCBI's taxonomy places the organism in Eukaryota, Metazoa, Chordata, Mammalia, Didelphimorphia, Didelphidae. Gene Ontology annotation, biological process: transmembrane transport. The transcript has 16 exons. Gene Ontology annotation, cellular component: plasma membrane. The record is from RefSeq and is a predicted model, not a curated record. Gene Ontology annotation, molecular function: D-glucose:sodium symporter activity.